Messenger RNA from Letharia lupina, 360 nucleotides. RefSeq lists its product as uncharacterized. The record is from RefSeq and is a predicted model, not a curated record. Lineage: Eukaryota; Fungi; Ascomycota; Lecanoromycetes; Lecanorales; Parmeliaceae. The transcript has 2 exons. Bases 1 to 360 code for a protein of 119 amino acids.
AUGUCACUAUUUAUCAACCUCGACAGCCAAUCGGGUGCCACCGUCAGAGGCAUGCUCUUCGGCCCUCCACUGGAGCACCUACUUCUUCCCCUUACCGACCCUGGCGGCAGCGGCCAGGCUCUCUUCGAGGGCCGUCGCAUUGCACGCUUUGACGGAGAGAGAGAAACACUGGUAUACGAUGACGAUGAACGGGGCGUUGUUGAGCGACGAGCAGAUGGAAAUGGGGCAAGGAACGGGGUAUCUGGCUCAGAAGUUGGUCGGACUUAUGAAGGUGGAUAUCGAAGAGGAUUGCCGGAGGAGAGGUCAGCGGUGGGGACGGCGGGCGGAGACUUCGAAAGGCAGAGUUGGUGGGUUGCAUAG